AUGACAGGCCUCACGACCAUCAUAGCUGGCCUUCUGCUCCUGGCCCUGUGUACCCACUACAUUGCCCUUUUAGGCUCUGUGAUCAUCUCCUCUUCUUGCUGCAAGACCUUUAUUUCCAAGAAAACUGAGAACAGAAUGGUAAGCUACUAGCUGUCCAAUAGGAGUACCUGCCCCCAAGUAGGUUUAUACUUUGCCACCAAGCAGGGCCAGAAAUUCCGUGGUGACCCUGAGAAGCACUGGGUCCAGAGGUACAUGAAAAACUUGAAUGCUAGGGGGAAGAGACACCUUGCCAACAGCUCCAUGUAG
Messenger RNA from Phyllostomus discolor (pale spear-nosed bat), 306 nucleotides. RefSeq names its product C-C motif chemokine ligand 24 (gene CCL24). Gene Ontology annotation, biological process: inflammatory response; chemokine-mediated signaling pathway; G protein-coupled receptor signaling pathway. NCBI's taxonomy places the organism in Eukaryota, Metazoa, Chordata, Mammalia, Chiroptera, Phyllostomidae. Gene Ontology annotation, cellular component: extracellular region. The transcript has 4 exons. Gene Ontology annotation, molecular function: chemokine activity; CCR chemokine receptor binding. The record is from RefSeq and is a predicted model, not a curated record.